CUUCUUGUUGAUGCUGCAUGGCGGAAGCAGACGUGACAGAGUAGGAAUCGCUUUCUCUUGUAUGGGGCUCGUGUGUUUCUAAGUACGUGUAGUUUAGAUUACAAACCGACUCCCGAGCUGUAUCCUCAGAGGCAGAGUUGGAGCUUGUUGAGAAAAUACGGGCGUUUUGUUUGCUUGUCGGUUUGCUAGCGUGGCUGCUGAGAAGUUUGGAGAUGUGCACUCAGACGAAGGCUGCAGCUCUGAUGGCCAACAUACCGCGGGCAGACAUCGACCCGUCCGGCGUGUUUAAGUACGUCCUGAUCAGGGUUCACAGCAGAGAGGAAGGAGACGACUCGGAGAUAGAUAUAGUCCGAGGAUACGGCUGGGCGGAGUACCAUGCUGAUAUCUAUGACAAAGUUUCGGAGGAGCUUGAAAAGGACGGCCACCUGGACUGUGAGUGUAUCGGAGGAGGGAGAAUCAAACAUGAUGCCCAGGCUAAGAAGAUCCACGUCUAUGGAUACUCCAUGGGAUUUGGAAGAGCAAACCACGCUGUUACUACUGAGAAACUAAAGGAUCGGUAUCCGGACUAUGAGGUGACGUGGGACAAUGAAGGAUACUGAACUGAGACCAGCUUCUGGUGGACUCCCUUUCUCCUGGACUGACAUAGUACUUACCUGUAACCCUUCAUGAGAAUGCACAACAUGUCAUUAAAAACCAGACAGAGUUUGAUAAUGA
Molecule: messenger RNA, 714 nt
Organism: Lates calcarifer (barramundi perch)
Lineage: Eukaryota; Metazoa; Chordata; Actinopteri; Centropomidae
Gene: phpt1
Product: phosphohistidine phosphatase 1
Exons: 3
Coding region: 213-599 (128 amino acids)
Biological process (GO): peptidyl-histidine dephosphorylation
Cellular component (GO): cytosol
Molecular function (GO): protein histidine phosphatase activity
Source: RefSeq, a predicted model, not a curated record